This is a messenger RNA of Acyrthosiphon pisum (pea aphid), 4412 nucleotides long. RefSeq names its product tripartite motif-containing protein brain tumor (gene brat). The record is from RefSeq and is a predicted model, not a curated record. Gene Ontology annotation, molecular function: zinc ion binding; ubiquitin protein ligase activity; protein binding. Lineage: Eukaryota; Metazoa; Arthropoda; Insecta; Hemiptera; Aphididae. The coding region runs from base 714 to 3353 and encodes 879 amino acids. The transcript is spliced from 3 exons.
CCGCCGUCACCACCGCGUCGCGGCAGACGAUCACGCAGUUUAGUUGAUCGGCCGGUUCCCAACCGUCAUUCAUGCAGACGUCGCUUACGUGCGCGAGCCGGUUCAAAAAAAAAAAAAUUUCACGUUUAUGUUAUGUUGAUGGAAAUAAUAAGUUUUGAUUUUAUUUUUACUUUUAAAUUCCGUACGUGUAUGUUAGUCCGCUGUUAAGUUUUUUUCUUUAAUUAUUUUUUUUUGAUUUUCCUCGUAAUAUAAGAACAAAAAAAAAAAAAAUGAAAUAAAAAAUGUUCGAGUGAAACAAAAACGAAUGGAAAAAACUGGAAAUUUUCAUUAAUAACAAAAUCGUCACGACAGCACGCGCGCGUGUGCAACAUUUGUAGUGUUGUUAUAUUUUGUUAAUUAUCAAAUAAUUUUUCCCCGCUCGUUUGUUUGUUCGUUUUAUUAUUAUUAUUAUAUUUUUAUUUUAUUUUAUAAGUGUUAAAAGUGUUAUUAUUAUUAUUAUUACGUUUUUUUUUUUUUUUAUCAUUCGUUGAAGACUCGCAAGUGCGUUCGUUUUCGAUCGGUGAGAAAAAAAAAAUUCUACACACAGAGCAGAAUAAUAAGAAUAACACGCGCGCACGCUGUACAACCACACAGGACUUUGGUGAAUGGAAUUGAGACGACCGAAUCGCUGUAAUUUGUUGAACAGUGUCGAAGAUUUAAACCCGUUGGAUUAAAUGAUGGCUUCUCCUACGCCGUCUCUAGAUUCGUUAUCCGGAUUCAACACAUUCGGCCCGGACUAUAAUAGAUCGUUGUCAUCCAGCCACUCACCAACCGACUCAGAUAGCAGCGGCUCGGGCGUGUCCACAGGUGGCAGUGGAACUAGCAACAACACUGGUCCCCGCAAAUGCCAGUUGUGCCAUGAGAUAUUCUCAAACCCUCGAGUGCUUCCUUGUCUACAUACGUUCUGUCACGCCUGCUUAGAGAAUAACCAGGAUCAACCGGAGAAGAUCACGUGUCCUAACUGUCACCAGGAGUGCAUCCUAACAAACCGCGGAAUAUCCGGACUGUUGCCCGACUUCACUGUUAACGGUUCGAUCGAGGUCAACCCGGACAAGUUUGCGGGCGUGUGCAAGGGCUGCAAGAAUCUCAACACAAACGUGGUGGCAUACUGUUACGACUGUCAGCAAACGUUGUGCGCAAACUGCAUGAUGGCCCACCAGUUCAUGAACUGUUUCGAAGACCACCGUCUGCACGGUCUGACGUUCGAGAACGGCGACGACACGAAGAAUGCGUUCAUACCGACCAGCGUGGGUGACCGCGUCGUGUUCUGCUCACGUCACAAGAACGAGUCACUGAAGUAUUUUUGCCGCACGUGCAACGUGCCCGUGUGCAAGGAGUGCACGCUCAGUGACCAUCAGUUCAGCAUGCAUGACGUGGAGCACUUGAGUGACAUUGGCGUCAAGCUUCUGGACAUACUCAAUGGCACAGUGCAGGAGAGCAAGGUUAAGGCGACCGACAUCCGCAAUAUGGUUAAGAACAUUGAACACACAUCCAACAAGCUGCAAGUGCAGUACCACAAGGCACAAAACGAGAUCAACGAGACAUUCGCAUUUUACCGGUCCAUGCUCGAGGAGCGCAAACAGGAGCUGCUCAAGGAGGUGGAGAGCGUGUACAGCGCCAAGCAGCUGACGCUGAACGAGGCGUCGCAGAAGGGAUUGGAGGUAGUGGAUAAGAUCUAUCAGACCGGCGAGUUCGUCGACCGUCUGACUAAAAACGCCAACGUUGUCGAGUGCCUGCUGUUCAAGAAACUGCUGGACUCCAAGCUUCAGUCGCUGAUGAGUUACGAACCUGAUAACAGCGUGCAGAAUAUUUGUGACCUGGAAUUUGUGUCUAACUACCAGGCCAUACAAGUUGGCGUGAGGAACACGUUCGGGUACGUACGGUCCAGCACCGAGUUGGGAGUGAUCGGGCCGGGCAAGCAGCCGCCGAUCGCCCGCCCAACAAACGGGUCGCUGAUGAACGGAAAUUCGGCGAUCAUCUCCAACGGAUGCAUGAACGGCGGUGGCGUCCCCGCGGACCUGCUACAACAGCACAAUGGUGUCACCUGCUCAAACGGAGGAGGCGGUAACGGUGGAGGAAUCAUCGAACGUCCGUACUCCAACGGACUGACGUCCACCAGCCCACUUUCGUCCGGCCAGUACGACACUAACAACAUACUAUCCAAGCGGUUCAACAGCGUCAACAGCCUGGGACCGUUCUCGGCCAGCUCGAUCGGUGACCUGAAUUUGAACGCCAUCGGAAACAUGAACGGCAUCAAUGGCAUGGGUGGUGGCAACGGUGGUGGUGGUGGUGGUGGCGGCGGCGGUGGAGGUAUGAACAGCAUCAAUCCGUACGAGAAGUGGUCCAACGGCGGAAGUGGUGACAUUUUCCAGAACGGCAGCGCAGACUUCCCAUUGACCAUCGACAACAAUGACUCCAUACUGGACCUAUCCAGCAAAUUAUUCACCGCGUCCAUAUUCCCGCCAAAGUCGCAGAUCAAGCGGCACAAGAUGAUCUACCACUGCAAGUUCGGCGAGUUCGGUGCCAUGGAGGGCCAGUUCACCGAGCCCAGUGGCGUGGCAGUGAACGCGCAGAACGACAUCAUCGUGGCGGACACCAACAACCACCGUAUCCAGAUAUUCGACAAGGAGGGCCGGUUCAAGUUCCAGUUCGGCGAGUGCGGCAAACGGGACGGGCAGCUGCUGUACCCGAACCGUGUGGCCGUGGUCAAGCCGUCCGGUGAUAUAAUCGUCACCGAGCGAUCGCCCACGCACCAGAUCCAGAUCUACAACCAGUACGGGCAGUUCGUCCGCAAGUUCGGCGCCAACAUUCUGCAGCACCCACGCGGCAUCACCGUCGACAACAAGGGCCGCAUCGUGGUGGUCGAGUGCAAGGUGAUGCGCGUCAUCAUCUUUGACCAAGCUGGCAACGUGCUGGUCAAGUUCGGGUGCUCCAAGCACCUAGAGUUCCCCAACGGCGUGGUGGUCAAUGACAAACAGGAGAUAUUUAUAUCCGACAACAGGGCCCACUGCGUCAAGGUGUUCAACUACGAGGGGCAGUACCUGCGGCAGAUCGGCAGCCAGGGCAUCACCAACUAUCCAAUCGGCGUGGGCAUAAACGCCUCGGGCGAGAUACUCAUCGCCGACAACCACAACAAUUUCAAUCUGACCAUAUUCACGCAGGAGGGCCAGCUGGUGUCCGCCCUCGAGUCCAAGGUCAAGCACGCGCAGUGCUUCGACGUCGCCCUCAUGGACGACGGCUCCGUCGUGCUGGCCAGCAAGGACUAUCGGCUGUACAUCUACCGUUACAUUCAAAUACCUCCGAUGUUAAUGUAGAUCUCAUUAUUAAGCAUUCCUAAAAAUUAAAUCGUGUCGCCAUGAAAAAAAAUUAAUGUCAACGGUAUUUUUUUUUUUUUUCAAAGAAAAUAAUCUGUUGACAUUUUUUUUUCUUCUCCACCCACCCAAAAACAAGUUGUUCGCUCUCUUUGUGUCCACUGCUCAUCACACAUUAUUUUGUUAUGCAAAAAAAAAAAAAUGUCGCAGGUUUGUGCGCGUUUAUUAUAUACAUUACAUAUACAUACAUUUAUUAUCAUUAUGUCCUGAGCGUUUAAUGCCUGUCAGGAGUACAGUUACAUAAUUAUGUUUUUAUUAAUUGAGUAAAUUAUUAUUGUUUCAUUUUAGCAAAUUCACAGUGUAAACCUGUUACAUUUUGAGUACUUAAAACCCACAAAAAAAUAUAUGUCAGUUAAAAAAAAAAAAACAAAAAAAAAACCAUCUACAGUACACGUUUGUUUUAUUAUGAUUUUUUUUUUUUGUGUUUUUUACCUCUAACUUUUAACGUUUUUAAUAUUUUAACUUCGCGGGGUUUUUAUUCUUUGGAUGUUUUUUUUAAAUACAUAUUUUAUUGUAACCAGAGGUUAGAUUGAAAUUCUGAGACUUGUAAUUUGUAACUUAAGGACUGUUAUUUUGUAUUAUUAUUAUGUGAAUUAAUUAUUAUUAUACAUAACUUUUAAAAAGUAGUAGAUGAAAAAAAAAUAAUUAGGCUAGCGAGUGUCUUUGUCCUCUUUAGUGCGCGAAACUUACUUAUUUUUGUUAUUAUUUUUGUAUUCAUUAAAAUGUACUGAAAUCCCAGGAUAGUUUUCUUACCAACAUGCCUUUAAACUAAAUUAAUUUUAAUUUUGUUUAAUUGUUUUAAUUUUAAUAUUUUUGUUAUUACAUCAAAGUAUCUGCUCUGAUUUGUUGAAUCGUUCCUUUCCAUGGGACUUUGCUAGUCAAAUUUCGGAUUCCGAGUCUCCUAUUUUUUUUUUCGCCACUUAAUGUACGGAUACUCGCACCAUAUUUUUUUAACCUGUAUUAUUUGAGAAAAAAUACCUACCUAAAAAUAUAUUAUUUAAG